AUGAACAAUUCUUACAAAUACGAAACUUUUGAAAUCUUACCUGAUCAUUUCUAUGACGGAAGGGAUGGCGCACCAGUCUUUAAACCAACAAUGGAACAAUUUAAGAAUUUUGGUGCUUUCGUUGCUUCAGUGAAAAAGUAUGGCUCAGAAUAUGGAAUCAUUAAAGUGAUUCCUCCAGAUUUAUCAAAUAAAUUAGAAAACAUUAAUAUAAAAAAUCCGAUUGAACAACUAUUUAUGCGUCAAAAAAGCGGAACUUAUGUUUUAAAAAAUGUGGAAAGAAAAAGAAAUUAUACCGUUGAACAAUGGGCCCAAUUUUGUCGAGAAAAACACAUGCCUCCCGAACCUAGAUAUUGGAAUCCGAGAAUACCUCCCAAAUUGAGUAAAAAUGAAUCAGAAACGACAACAACAAUAGCCACUAGUAGUGAUGAUGAAAAUUCAGUAAAUCAACAAACUGUUGAAUUAUUGUCGUUGACAGUUGUUCCUAAUGCAAAAUUUGAUUAUCGAAAAAUUAAUAGUAGUCUUCCGUAUAAUGAAGAAGAAUACAUUAAAGAAUUAGAACGUACAUAUUGGCGUAAUUUACCUUACGAUUCACCUUUUUACGGUGCUGAUUUGUCUGGCUCUUUAUUUUCUGAUUGUACUAAAUAUUGGAACUUGAACAAUCUGGAUAAUUUAUUAAAUGAAUUAAAGUCAAUCCCUGGAGUGAAUAAAACUUACCUAUAUUUUGGGAUGUGGAAGGCAAGCUUCGCAUGGCACAUUGAGGACAAAGACCUUUACUCUAUCAAUUAUAUCCACUUUGGUGCACCGAAACAAUGGUAUUCCAUCUCACCCUUAAGAGCUUCUAAUUUUGAAUUACAUAUGAAAGGAUGGUUUCCCCACGCACAAAAAGAAUGUUCACAGUUUUUACGUCACAAAGAAUAUAUAGCUUCGCCAAUUAAUUUAAGUGAAGCACCUAUAAUAUAUCAUCGAUUGGUUCAACGAGAAGGUGAAUUUGUAAUAACAUUUCCGAGGGGAUAUCAUUCUGGCUUUAAUUUAGGCUUUAAUUGUGCAGAGAGUGUAAAUUUUGCUUUUGAGGAUUGGAUAGAACAUGGUAUCAAGGCAAAAUCAUGUACAUGUCGCUCUGACAGCGUUCAGAUUGAUGUCAAAUCACUUUUUGGUCAUUUCUUACAAAAUAAGGACGAGAACAACUACCAUUACAACGAAACGCCAGAUUCAAAUUUCGGUCCACCAAUAUUUCCUAAUUCUCAUAGGAUUAAACCUUCUACCAGUAAUAAAAAACACAAAACAGAUCGUAAAGUAAAAUAUUUAAGUUAUAACAGUGAUAAUAUGUUGAACGUAUCAUCGUCAUCGUCGUCACAAUCAAUUCAAUCAAUAUAUAAAAAUUCUACUGAAACCAUUGAAAGAUCCGCUUCUAAAAUCAAAAAAUCAAAUAAAUAUGAACCUUAUCCUACUGACAAAAAUAGUAUAAUUGCUAAAAAUGAUGUUAUGUGUUAUUUAUGUCCUGUUCGUGGAAAAGAAGUUUUACAUACUAUGGAUGGAAGAUAUGCGCAUUACCUAUGUGCAACUUUUAUUCCAGAAACUUUUGUUGCCAAUCGACAAGAAUUUGGCGAAGAAACUGUUGUUAUUCAAAUUACAGAUAUUCCUAAUUCAAGGAAAAAGAUGAUGUGUGAAAUAUGCAAGACAUCAGAAGGUGUAUGCAUUCAAUGUUGCAAAUGUACUACAGCUUUUCAUGUCUUCUGUGCACAUGAUGCAGGGAUACUUUUGGUAGAACGAUUAGUUGGAAAGAGCCAAAUAUUUCACGAAUGUUACUGUAAAUUACACCAACCUAAUAAUCUAGAUAAGGAAAGGAAAUUACCUAAAUCCGAACAAAAGGCACAAAAUGGAAAUAAUAAUAAUAAACUUCAACAACCACAAAAUGUUAUUUCUACUAUUACCACUACUGUGAAAAAGAAAAAGGAAAAGGAAGAAGUAGUUUUUACUUUGGACGAUGAGCUUUUACUUCAGAGAAAUGAUUUUCCAAUUUUAGAUGAUUUUUAA
Messenger RNA from Entrophospora candida, 2034 nucleotides. The record is from the annotation of a GenBank genome assembly. NCBI's taxonomy places the organism in Eukaryota, Fungi, Glomeromycota, Glomeromycetes, Entrophosporales, Entrophosporaceae.